This is a messenger RNA of Adineta steineri, 2919 nucleotides long. The record is from the annotation of a GenBank genome assembly. Lineage: Eukaryota; Metazoa; Rotifera; Eurotatoria; Adinetida; Adinetidae.
AUGUCUGCAUGGGGAAAGCGGCAAGCUCGUGUUGAUACGAAGCCAAGUACAGAACCUAUAACUACUAAUGGUGCUACUAAUAGUACUACUAGUAGUGCUACUAAUAGCACUACUAGUGGUCCAAAGCCGUCAGCUGGACCAAAAAAACCAGCUUGGGGUGCUCCACCACAAGCACCAACAGCCGCAGCAGAAACUAUUGCUGCUACUCCACCAGAACGUUCAUCAAGUGCAUAUCCAACACUGCACGAAGCAAUGGAAAAUCUUUCAUUAAAUUCUGCAGUAGCACAGCCGGUUGUCCGUUCUCGAAGUGCUCAGCCAACAGCUCGACGUUCAUAUUUACAUUCUGCUGUACCUGAAUCGGCUGUUCUAACACCAAUUCGUCGUCCUGAUCAAGGCGGAAAAGCUGGUAAAGUAGUUGAUGUAUAUACAAACCAUUUUCGUAUUCAAGUUGACGAUGCUAUUAUAAAUCAAUAUGAUAUUGAAAUUUUUAUGAUUGGACGUGAUAAAAAACCACGUUUAGCACGAAAAGAUGAACGUUGGGAAACUGUUCAACGUAUAGCUAAACGUGAAAAAAAUUUUCCGAUUAUUUGGUAUGAUGAAGGUAAAACGAUUUAUACAAGAGAAUUAUUAACUGAUUUUACCAAACCAUUACAAAUAACAUUCAAUCUCAAUAAUGAAGAGAAGACAUUCCAGUUUCAAGUUCUUAAUCUCGUACGACAAGAAAAAAUUCGAGAUAUAUUUGAUUUUAUUGAAAAAAAGACUGCAAUACGACCAAGAGAUUCCAUUCGAAUUAUUGAAACACUUUUUAAACAACGAGCAAGAAAUGAUCUUAUUGCGAUAAGAAAUCAAUUCUAUGAUCGCAAACAAAAAUUGGAUGAUCUUGGUGACGGUCGUGGUAUGGCAAAUGGUUUUUAUCAAGCACUUUUUCUUACACAAGGUGGCCCAACAUUAAAUAUCAAUUUAGCAUUUACUUGUUUUUAUAUGCCAUUAAAUUUUGUUGAAUUUGCAACGAAAUAUCUUCGUAAAGAUAUAACAAAAGGUUUAAGUGAAAUUGAAUUGCAAGGUUUUAAACGUAUUGUUCGUAAUAUGCUAAUUGAAACAUUACAUACAGGUCGUGAUAUUCGUUAUCGUAUACGUGGUUUUGGUUUACCAGCUAAUCAAAUCAUGUUUGUACGUGGUGCUAGCGAUGAUGCUGGCGAUGCAUCCUUAGGUGAAAAAAUAAGUGUUGCAGAUUUUUUUGCUGAAAAAUAUCAAAAAUUGAAAUAUCCACACUUGCCAUGUAUUGAUGGUAUGAGUGGUACUCAAAAGCGAGCUAAUUGGUUACCUAUGGAAUUCGUUAAACUUGUUGCAUGGGAACGUUCGUUAAAACCAUUGGAUAGUGUUCAACGAGCAUUAGUAACAAAAAAAUCAGUUAUCAAACCUGAUCAACGCUAUAAUCAAAUCAUGAAUGUUGUUCAAAAUCGUCAAUUUGACAGUGAUCCGUACUUGAAAGAAUUAAAUAUUAAAGUUGAAACAAAGGAAAUGCUUCAGUUAAAAGCACGAAUUUUACCACCACCUGAAGUUAAAUAUCGUGGUCAAGGUAAUUCCGAUGUAACCGAACGUGUUAAUUUUGGUAAAUGGACAAUACGUAAUCGUUUUUAUACAACACGUGAUAUUAGUAAAUGGGGAAUGGUUUAUUUUGGUUCGAAACCAACUGAAAAUGUUAUUCAAACAUUGAAAGAUUUUGAAACACAAUUACCACCUUUAUUACAACGUUAUGGCAUACUUAUUAAAUCUAAACCAAUAACAAUAGCUAAACCUCCAACUAAAGAAGAAAUUGAAAAAACAUUAGUUAAUGCUAGUAAAGAACAUUGGCAAUUAACCGUUGUUGUACUUAAUAAUACCCUUGACAAUGUUUACGAUUAUGUUAAACAAUGUGGUAAUCAACGUUAUGGUUUAGUUACACAAUGUGUUAGUUAUCAAUCAUUGGAAAAAAAUAUUGGAAAACUUGAUAUGUAUGUCCAAAAUUUAAGUCAAAAAAUUAAUGCAAAGAUGGGAUGUAUCAAUGGUAUUGUUAAUCUUAAAGCAGCUUUAAGUCGACCAUCAAACGAAGAUCUCUUCAUGUUUUUUGGAGCUGAUGUAACACAUACAACAUGUUCAGCUGAACGUCCAUCCAUUGCAGCUGUUGUUGGUUCACGUGAUCCAACCAAUUCUCUAUAUGCAGCACGUCUUUGUGAACAAUAUCCAAAAUUGGGCCGUUGUUCAAUGGAAAUUAUCAAGGAUUUGGAUGCAAUGAUUAUUGAUUUACUUCAAGUAUUUGCUCGUUCAUGUGCAAAUCGUUUACCAAAUAAAAUUGUUUUUUAUCGUGAUGGUGUUGAUGAUGGUCAAUAUCAAAAAGUACUUGACAAUGAAGUUGCUAAAAUUAAACAAGCAUUCCGAACUAUUUAUGUUAAUCGAGCACAACCAAAAUUAACGUUUAUUAUUGUAAAAAAACGACACAAUACACGAUUUUUUGUUUAUGAUGGACAAAUGACAAAAAAUGUUGAAGCAGGAACAGUCGUUGAUCAUCAAAUCACACAUCCGUCUCAGUUCGAUUUUUAUUUAUGUUCACAAGCAGCACUUAUGGGAACAUCUCGUCCAGCACUUUAUCAUGUUCUUCAUGAUGAAAUUGGUUUUACAAGUGAUGAAAUUCAACAGUUAACUUAUUGGCUCUGUCAUACUGAUGCUCGCUGUUCAAAAGCAGUAUCAGUUCCUGCACCAAUUCAUUACGCUCAUUUAGCUGCAUAUGCAUCACGUACAUUUGAUUUUGAUGAUAAUCUUGAUCAAGGAUCUGAUAAUGGUGGUUUUGUUGAAAAUAUUGAAAAUGUUUCGAUGGAUGAUAUAAAAACAAAAUUAAUGGUUCUUGAUUCCAAAAUUGCAAAUGACAUGUGGUUUGUUUAA